AUGUCACCAACAUCCGUUCUCCCCACUGUCACUAGGGCCUCGUCCGAGGUCCUCGCCGAGGCUGCCAAGGGCACCGAUUCGACCUUCCAGCUCCUGUACUUCCCCCUCCACGGUCGCGGAGAGCUGGUCCGCAACCUCCUUGCCUACAGUGGUGCUCAAUGGGAGGAACUUGCACUUGAUUGGCCAGCGCAAAAGCCCAAGACGCCCUUUCAGGUCGCCCCCGUCGUCUACGAACACACCGCGUCAGGUUCAGUCCUGCAGCUCGCCGAGUCGAAUGCGAUCGAACGCUACCUCGCUCGCAAGUACAACCUCAUCGGAUCCAACAUCUGGGAGGAGAACUUGAUCAACCAAUACUACCACAAUGCCGAGGGCCUGAUCCAGGCAUUCGCUCUCCGGGUUGUCGGCGCCGCUCCCGAGGCCCGUAUCGACGAAGCCAACAGGUUCUAUACUGAAGUGCUUUCCAAGUUCGUGUCAAUCCAUGAGGAGCACUUGAAGCAGAAUGGGGAUAAUGGACAUUAUGUGGGCAAGAGCACGACGCUCGCGGAUUUGAAGGUUGUGCAGACGCUGGAUCGAAUUCUGUUGUUGGUCCCCAAGGGUGGUGUGCCCGUCCCGGUCUCGAAGGAGUUGACGCCUUCAUUGUGGAAGGUCAAGGAGGCUGUGGAGGAUAAUGCUUCGUAUGCGUCGUGGAAGAAGAGCCAGCGGAGCCAGGACUUGAACGCCAACACCAGGGCCCGUUUCCAGUUUUAA
Linnemannia hyalina is the source of this 747-nucleotide messenger RNA. The record is from the annotation of a GenBank genome assembly. NCBI's taxonomy places the organism in Eukaryota, Fungi, Mortierellomycota, Mortierellomycetes, Mortierellales, Mortierellaceae.